Oryza brachyantha (malo sina) is the source of this 2079-nucleotide messenger RNA. RefSeq names its product protein LEO1 homolog. The transcript is spliced from 12 exons. Gene Ontology annotation, biological process: transcription elongation by RNA polymerase II; positive regulation of transcription elongation by RNA polymerase II. NCBI's taxonomy places the organism in Eukaryota, Viridiplantae, Streptophyta, Magnoliopsida, Poales, Poaceae. Gene Ontology annotation, molecular function: RNA polymerase II C-terminal domain phosphoserine binding. Bases 1 to 1770 code for a protein of 589 amino acids. The record is from RefSeq and is a predicted model, not a curated record. Gene Ontology annotation, cellular component: Cdc73/Paf1 complex; nucleus.
AUGGCGGACGGAUGUGGCACGGGGAGCGGGGACGUGGACGAGAAGCGGAACCAGAUGAUGCAGAACAUCUUCGGCGACGAGAACGAGUCCGAGGAGAAGGUGGUGGAGGAGGAGGUGGACCAGGCGGACGACGACGAUACCGGUGCGAGUGGCGGUGAUCGCGGUCCCGGUGGUGGGGGCGGUGGGGAGCAGCAGCAGAACCGCCUCUCCCCGCCCCCCGCGGCCGCGGAGGACGAGCACGAGUUGGACAAGGGCCACGACGGCGACGAAUGGGAGGAAGUGCAGGGUGAAAGACAAGGGUCAGGUGGCAUGGCUCAGGAAAUUGAGAGUGAUGCUCAUGAUACGGAACUUGGCAAUCAGAGUACACAAGGUCACAGAAAAGGCGUGACUACUGUAGAGGGAAACCAUGUCAAGAGAACAGUAACCAACGAAAUAAGGUCAAUAGAGGAUUACAAAGACCAUGAAGUUGUCCAUAAUGUUUUUGGUAAUGAUGAUGAAGAUGAGUUUGCUCCAUAUGGUGCUCAAGAUGACAAUGAAGAUGCUCAUGGAUCACUUAUGAAUGAUGAAGGCCACUAUGAGGAAUUGCAGUCAGAGGGCAUGCUUCAUGAAGAUAAGCAUUAUGAACUGGAAGGAAAUAUUGAACAUCAAAUGAAAGAUAAGCCACUUGGUCCUCCGCUGAACUUGGUGGUUCCACAUAUGCUGCCACCUGGUCAACCUGAUAGAAUGAAUGUGAUCAAGGUUUCAAAUAUUAUGGGGGUAAAUCCAAAACCUUUUGAUCCUGAAACAUAUGUGGAAGAGGAUGCUUCCAUGACAGAUGAAUCUGGGGGAAGGAAAAAGAUACAGUUGAAGGAUAAUGUUGUCCGCUGGAGAAUUUCUAAGAAUGAUGAUGGCACUGAAUCUUAUGAAAGCAAUGCACGUUUUGUAAAGUGGAAAGAUGGAAGUAUGCAACUGCUGAUCGGCAAUGAAGUUCUUGAUAUGUCUGUAAAUGAGUCAAAUCAUGAUAAUUCCCACCUGUUUCUGAGGAAUGGAAAGGGGCUUAUGCAAUCACAAGGAAGGCUUUUACAGAAGAUGAGAUGUAUGCCUUCUUCACUGUCCUCAAGAUCCCAUCGCUCAUUAACUGCUCUUGUUAAUUCUCAAAACAAGAAAACAAUUAAGAUGCAAACAUGGAUUGAUGAAAAAGAUCCUGAGAAGGUGAAGGAAGAAAAAGAAAAGGCUGAAGAAGAAAAUAUUCGAGCUAAUUCAAGUCUUCAACGAAAAAGAGAACAGGUGAAGCGCAAAUAUCAAAAGCAGAAACUUACCCCUGUUUUUCUGGAAGAUGCAUUAGAUGAGGAUGAUGCACGUGGAGUUGGUUACAAUUGGCACCAAGGCCCAGAUCGUGCACAUCUUGUGGAUGACUUGGAGGUGGAAGCACGUUCUGAGGGACGUGCAACUACUGUAAAGGAAAAUGUAGGGAAAGCUGUUUCAUCUGCUGAUGUACCCAGGCAUCAGGCGAAUGAGUAUUCCGAGAGUGAAAAGGAGGAAUCAGAGCUUGAAACAGAUGUCAAGGAUAUAGAUAAUUCACCAACGAAUGGAAGGGAAGAAGAUCUGGAGGAAGAGGAGGAAGAAGACCCAGAAGAAGUCAUAGGCGAUAAUUCCAUGUCCGAUGAAAAUAAUGAGGAACAAGAGCAUGUUAACAAGCACAAAGGGAUCGACUCUGACAAUGAAUCUCCACCAAGGAAGCCACCUGUUAAUCGUAGAAAGAUAGUUGUUUUCGACAGUGAUGACGAGUGAGAGACAGUAAGAACAAACUCUGCCUCUUAAACAGUUCUUUGGUCACCACUCAUCACUUCAAAUCUUAAGUAAUUGCUCUUGCCCUUGCUGUUUGGCAGAGGCAGCUGCUGCUGUUGGAGUUCAUAUAUGCUCCAUUGCUUGAAAUUACCGUAUCAUAUUUUGGGAAAGAAAAGUCACAUUACCUGGUUCUGUGUCAAAAUAUCGACAUCGUUAGAUACUGAAGUUAGAGUUUAAUGCAGGGAGAUACUAGAAGUGUUUUGUAUAUACUUAUAGAGAUAGCAGACAACCAAUCUAAUGGAUGUGGAAUGU